This is a messenger RNA of Wallemia ichthyophaga EXF-994, 681 nucleotides long. Its product is annotated as Caffeoyl-CoA O-methyltransferase. The transcript has 3 exons. Bases 1 to 681 code for a protein of 226 amino acids. NCBI's taxonomy places the organism in Eukaryota, Fungi, Basidiomycota, Wallemiomycetes, Wallemiales, Wallemiaceae. Gene Ontology annotation, molecular function: S-adenosylmethionine-dependent methyltransferase activity; O-methyltransferase activity. The record is from RefSeq and is a predicted model, not a curated record.
AUGUCACUUUCAAUGAUUCCAACUGAAGCUUUUACCCAAGUAGACAACUUCUCCGAACAGCACAUCAUCAAACCAGACGCAGCGCUCGACAAGUGCAUGCAAAACGCCGCCAAUAAUGGCCUUCCCGAUAUCAGCGUCAGCGCCAUCCAAGGCAAGUUUCUCAUGAUACAGGCUAAGAUGAUGAGGGCAAAGAGGGUGCUUGAAAUAGGCACCCUAGCCGGGUAUUCUAGUAUUUGGCUCUCAAAGGCUCUUCCUGCCGACGGUGAGCUCAUCUCGCUCGAGUCAAAUGAAAAAUUUGCACAGCUUUCGCGAGAGAACAUCGCGUACGCCAAUCCAAGCUGCAGAGUGGAAGUAAAACAUGGCGCUGCACUCGAAACGCUCGACACGCUUCAGGGUGCUUUCGAUAUGGUGUUUAUAGAUGCUGAUAAGAUGAACAGCGCGGCAUAUCUCCGCAAGGCUAUCGAUCUGACUCGCCCAGGAGCUGUCAUAUACGUAGAUAAUACUGUUCGCAACUACAAUAUCCUCCUCGAUGAACAUACACAGGAUCCUUACGGCAUCGGCAUUAGAGCUGUCUAUCCCGCCCUCCAGCAGCUCCAAGACCAAGGCUUGAUCGAGGCUACCAACAUUCAAAUAUGUUCAAGUAAAGGUCAUGACGGUUUGGCUAUUGCUGUACGCCUUUGA